Molecule: messenger RNA, 8126 nt
Organism: Xenopus laevis (African clawed frog)
Lineage: Eukaryota; Metazoa; Chordata; Amphibia; Anura; Pipidae
Gene: rif1.S
Product: replication timing regulatory factor 1 S homeolog
Exons: 36
Coding region: 177-7157 (2326 amino acids)
Biological process (GO): telomere maintenance
Cellular component (GO): nucleus; chromosome, telomeric region; chromosome, telomeric repeat region
Source: RefSeq, a predicted model, not a curated record
GCUACAUCAAUCUGCUCGGUGUCUUAUUGGCGACCCCGCUGCUUUCCCAGCAUUACUAGUUGUGCGCGGCGAAUUCAUCGACGUGCUUGGCUAUCUACUAGCCUCCCUGCGGCAUUGCGUGGCGCCAUUUUAGAGGCGGGAGCUGUGGAAGGAGGUGCCUGCAGAGCGCGGAUAAGAUGGCUGUCGUCUGUUCUGUGGAUUCACACUUGUUGCCUUUACUGGAAACGUUAGAAGACGCCGCUAUCUCUCAUACUGAACAGACCGAUGCAUACCUUUCUAUUGCUAACCGACUGAGUGGAGAGGAAGGAAAGGAUUUCGGUGUACUGGUUGGAGGCCAAUUUUCACGACUUUGUAAAGCUUUUAAGGCACACAUCUCUAACCAGAACUCUGAUCUGAGCAAUGCAGCACUGCAGGCAUUGGGAUUUUGUCUAUUUAACAAUAAAAUUGCAUCUGGUUUAUCAGCAUUGGAGACUGAAGAAUUACUUACAGCACUAAACCGUAUUGCUGUUACAGCAACAGAUAAAAAUACUUGCACACGAGCACUUUGGGUGAUUUCAAAACAGAAUUUUCCUUCUGAGGAAGUUGAAAAAUUGGUACCCUCAAUACUUUCUACAUUAGAAAGUGUUCUUAAUAAAGAUGUUCAGUCACUUGUCAUUGAAUAUGAAGCACUGAAUGUAGUCAUACGGCUAUUGGAGCAGGCACCUACACAGAUGACACAUGAAGCUGUCAGAUGGUCUAAGCUUAUUAUCCCAUUAGUUGUCCAUUCAGCACCAAAAGUUCGAUUAAGAGCUGCCACUUCUUUGGAAAUUGGAUUGCCUCUUUUGCUUCAGAAGCAACAAGAUGUGUCUGCCUUAACUGAACAACUGAUGACUUCUAAAAUUGUCGCUGAAUUGCAGAAACUGUUUUCAACUAAGAAUGAAACCUAUGUCUUAAAACUGUGGCCACUGUUUGUCAAGUUACUUGGAAAGACACUGCAUCGUAGUGGAAGCUUUAUCAACUCUUUACUGCAACUGGAAGAAUUGGGAUUUAGAAGUGGUUCUCCAGCAGUGAAGAAAAUCGCAUUCAUUGCAUGGAAGAGCCUUAUUGAUAAUUUUGCUUCAAAUCCAGAUAUUCUGUGCAGUACCAAAAGGCUAAAGUUGCUUAUGCAGCCUUUAAGUUCUAUCCAUGUCAGAACAGAGGCCCUUGCACUGACCAAGAUAGAAGUCUGGUGGUAUCUUCUGAUGAGGCUUGGCUCUCAGCUUUCUGCACAUUUUGAACAGGUUUGCUUACCUUUACUUCAGAGUGCUUUAAGUGUAGAAUCCUUUUCAACACCAGGUACUCCAUUACGAACAAAUAACCAAAGUAUGGCUGCAUCUACACCUUUGCAGAAAGGAUCUUUACCUUUUGGUAGUCCGACUACACCGAAAAUCAACUUGAAUUCUAGUCUUUUGACAUCUGUAUCUUUCCCUUCUCUUCACCUUCUUGGUAUUGAAAUGCUACUUCACUUUAUGUUGGGUCCAGAAGUUGUAAGCUUUGCAGCACAGCACAAGAUUGUGUUGAGUUUAGAACCUCUUCAGCAUCCAUUAGUGAGCAGUUCCUCGUUCUUCUGUAAACAUGCCGGUACUCUUUUGACUGCAGUACAAGAUGGUUUUAUCACUAUAGGAAAAGAUGCUUCUGAUGCUGUACUGAAUGCUGUAUGGAAGGAUAUGAUCGUUUUUACAAAAGCUGCCAUUGAUACAGGUAAUAAGAAAGAACGUCAGGGCUCGGAGGUACUGACACAUUUGUUGCAGGCUCUGAAGAAUAUAGUCACAUCUGAUGCACUUCAAGUAGAAAAGACAAUGAACCUUCUGGAGUACACCAUAAAGGGUCUCCCUCAAAAAGUACUUGGAUCUGCAGCAUAUCAGGUGGCAAAUAUGGAUCUUCUUAAUGGCACACCAGCGUUGUUUCUAAUUCAGCUUCAUUUCCAUACUGGGCUGUUAGAGAAAAGUGUAACGGGUGAAAGGUUUUUCACUAACUUUGAAACCCUAGUAAGCUAUGCUCUUACGGGACCAACAUCCCCUCUGGCAUUUAGCGAAUCUGUGCUUGGUGAGCUAAAUCAAAUUGCGCAAUUCAUUGAAAAUAAAGAGCGCCUUUGGAGAAUGUGGAGUGUUCUGAUUAAUCCAUUAACUGAAAGGAUUAACCAGACUAACGAAGUAAAUCAAGGUGAUGCUUUGGAACAUAACUUUAGAGCCAUGCACAGUGCAUUGAUGUUACCCAUAACUCAUAUCUUUCCUAUCCCAGCAUUUCCGCAGCCCACGAUGAAGACUUUGUUGCGCUCUUGGUCAGAACUGUACAAAGUUUUUGCUCGCUGUGCAGCUUUGGUUGCCACAGCAGAAGAGAAUGUAUGGUGUGAAGAGCUGUGUUCCAGAAUUUUGGUUGUAUUAGAAGAUCUCAGCUUGAAUUUAGUCAUGUUGGAAAGGAUUGUCCAAAUUGUUACCGUAAUUGUGGAAAACUUUAACUUCUCCCCGUACACCACAAAGUUUCAGCCAAAAACCAAGACACCACAUACACCAACUGACUGGGCCAAGAAGAAGAGGGAGCCUCUUGGAAACUUGAACUCAAUGCUGAAACUACUUGUGAAAUUAAUUGACUCUUUCCACGGUCUGGGAUUGGAAGAAUGCCAAUUAGAAGCAAACAGUGUCACUUUAAUUUCCACUGGUAGCUCCCUCAUUGGAGUUCUUUCAGCGUGUGUCAGCCAUGUAACAUUACCUUCAGUGAUCAGGACUGUUUUUACAAUGAUCACAAAACCACUUUCACUGCUCUUUAAAAAGACCCAGUCUGAAAGUAAUAAAGUCUAUAAUGGUCUCAACAACAAGCUGGAAAAGCUACUUGGAGAUGUUAUUGUCUGUCUUGGCUCUCGAUUCAAUGGACCCUAUGACAGUGACCUACUGGAAACCCUCUCACCGAUCUUGUGUUUGCUGUUUCUGCAUAAAAAUAAACAGACUCGAAACCAAGCAGCACAAUUUUGGAAUGGAUCCUUUGCUAAGGCAACAAUGCUGACCUAUCCAGAGGAGCUAAAGCCAGUAUUAAGCCAGGUGAAAUCAAAGACUCCACUCCUUUUACCAGGGUUUACAUUUUUAUCUGAAGACUUAAGUGGACCUCAUUCUGAAAAUAUGGACAACUCCCAGCUAGAAGCAAAGAUCAGUGGGAUUGAAGUCAGAUCCACUGGAAAACGUGACUCUUUACUAGUGCGCGUUGAACAAGCAAAGGAUAAAGGGACUCCACCGAGACCAACGCAAGCUAAAUUAAAAUUGGAUUUCUCUUCACCAAAACCUAAAGAGAAGCUGUUGGACGAAGAAAGAUCUGUUGACUUUGUUUUUAUUCCACCUGAAACAAAAGAGAGACUAUUAACUGAACACCAAAAAGAAGUCCUUCGAACAAAGAGGGUUGAUAUACCGACAAUGUACAACAAUCUAGAUGCAUCUCAGGAUACCACACUAUUUACCCAGUAUUCUCAGAGCCAAGACAAUUCAUUGGAAAUGCCCACACUUGCAGGACAAGAAGAAAAGGCAUCUGAAGCAAAGGAAAAUGUUCCUAAAGUUUUGCUGAAUGAAAAUGGUUUUUCAAAGGAAAUCAAGCCAGUGGCAAAAUGUGACCAUGACAUUUCGGAUGGCAAGAGAGCUCAGACAGAAAGUACAGAUGCUUCAGCAGUUGGUGAAACCAACACUGAAGUUCAAAACACAUCAAAUAUUAGCAACAGUUCUACCUCUUCAGACAUGGUGCAAGGUACACCACCCCCACCUGUUAGCAGAAGGCAAUCAUUCAUUACAUUAGAGAAGUUUGACAGUUCCAUGAGUAAUUCUUUCAGUCCUUUAUCAAACACACAAUUCCCAAAGGCAACUGAAGUUUUAGUUCCUGAUAGCCAAGAAGCUGUGAAAGUAGAAAAUUCACAGACCUCUAAAGAAAAGGAAAAUAUGGAAUUGGUGUCUUCUAAAACAGAGGUUUCAAAACCAGUCUCAAAAAGAGGUAGAAAGCCAAAGUCUUUACUUAUGCCAGAAAAUGCAGUGAAAACAGAGGAUGUAAAAGGUGACUCUUCCAGCGAGCCUCAGAAUAAUGUUGGUGAUCUUGAGCGACAUGAAAAUAAAGACUGGGUACCAGAUUCUCAGACUCAGGAAUUGGAGUCAGAAGUUGCAGAGACUGUCAAAGAAAGUAAGGAUAACGCUGAAUGUAAAGAAAACACUCCUCCAGAAACCAUUAAUCAUGCAAACAAUGACACUUCACAAAUUCAACAAGCAACCUCUAAUCAGAAAUCCUUGAGGCGAUCUUCCCGAAGGCAGUCAGAAAUAUUAGAUGGUGUAAAGAGUAUAGCUGACAAAGGGCAGAAACCGCAACGUGAAAAGGUAGUCAAAACACAAGAAAAAGAUGGCCUGGAUCAUGACAAAAAGAACCUUCCAGAAGCAGACCUUGAUAAAGUCAAGGCUACAGCUAUGAAACAGGAUGAAGAACAGGGCGAAAGCCAGGAGAUCACAAGAAGCAGAACAAGAUAUCAGACAAGACGUUCUUCACAAGGGCUUGUUCUUGCAAGUGAGAACUCUGAGUCUGACCAUUCGGAAACACGGGAAGAAAGUACAAAAAGAAAAAGAUCUUGGAGGAGUAAAACGAAGAGCAUUGAGAAGGAUGAUAAUGUAAAUACUCCAUCACCACUUUCGCAAGACAACGAGCCAACAGAAACUGUCCCUAAUGGAGAAAAUGAUCCUGAAAAACAAUCUCUUGAAGAAAAUAACCUAGAGAGUGGCUCAGAAAUGGAGUCAGAGGUUUAUCACUCUAAAACAAAAGAAAUUAGUAGCAAGACUUAUACUUUAAUUUCAGAUAGUACAGUGUCUGAGGCAAAUGUUGCCACAGAAACAAACAAAACUUAUGAUGUCACAAAAAGUUACAGCAGGCUCCAAAGUUUAUUGACCGAACCCACAGCUAGUGAUUUUUCCACAGCAGUUUCUGAGGUGUUCCAGCCAUCUGAAAGUAACCUGCAUGUAUCCGACUGCUUUCAUAAACGAACCAAAAGGGCAAGAAGGUCUAAGAGCUGUGACUGCUGUGGAAAAGCAUCAAACAAUAAGGAGUCAACCCAUACAGUAUUGAACUCUUCUGCAAAGGCAGAUCUCAAACCAAAGAAGGUCCAUUCAAGUCUUGUUGCUUCUGAGAUGUCUGACACCCCAUUUGAUGAAACUGUAUUUUUGGGACCAUGUGCUGUUAGCACACCAUUAGUUGAAACCAAAGACAAGUGUUUUUUCAAGCCAUCUGUUAGUGAAUUGAAAUCUGAUACAGAAUCUGAACAGGAAAAUACAGUGGUUCCCUUAAAUGAAGAAACUAAAAGUGAAGUAGAGGAAGUAACACAGAUUUUUGUUGAAACAAAAACUGUGGCAGCUCCAGAAGAGACCAUGGAAUCUGUGGAAAAGAAUGCUGAGCCUCAGGAAGACACCAUUAAGGCUACAAAAGAGAACACAGAAGCUCUUGAAGAGACCAUGGAAUCUGUGGAAGAGAAUGCUGAGCCUCGAGAAGACAGCAUUAAGGCUACAAAAGAGAACACAGAAGCUCUUGAAGAAACCAUGGAGUCUUUAGAAGAGACUAUCGAGACUCCGGUCAUUCAGGCUCCAGAAGAGCACAUUAAAGUGCUAGAAGAGCUUAUGGAGGCUCCAGGAAAAGAGGUAGCAGCUUUUGAAGAGACUAUGAGCAAUCCAGAACAGAAUUUAGAAGCUUCACAUGAGACCAUGGAGAUUCUAGAGAGAGGUUCUGCAGUACCUAAAGUUGCCCAGAGACUACCUGAUGAAAUUUCAGGACAAACUGUAGUUCAGGGUAAAGAUUCCGAUAUUCCGAAAAUAUGUGAUGAGGAUAAAGAAAAUUACAUUCCUCAGCUGGAUAACAAUUUUAUCAGAGUAUUAAAUGUCACCAAAGACAUGGAGACAAAAACUGCAACUGCUAGUGAAAACAUUGACCCUGAAAUGGGGGUGGCCAGUGCUGAAAAUAUAGCUGAAAACACUCUUAUUAAACCAGAAUCCAGUCACUGUUUAUCAGGUUUCAUAGACUGUAGCAGUAACCCAGCAGAACCCGAAAAAGAAACCAUAGAAGAUGUUUGUGUUGCUUCAGAAAAGCUUGCAACUCCUGAUGUACCUGAAAACGUGGCUAUGGAAGACAAAGUGACUGAAGGAAGGGCAGACACCGACUCUCCUCCAAAAAUGAAAGGAUUGGUCAAUUUCACCUUGGCUAAUGAUAGUCCAGGAGGAAAUUCUUGCUGGUCUCCUUCAGCAUCACCAUCAACUAGCAUAUUAAAGAAAGGUGUAAAGAGACAACAGGAAAAUGACUCUCCGUCACCUCUUAACAAGAUUCGCAGAGUUUCAUUUGCUAAUCCAAUAUAUCAAGAAGGACUGGCAGAUGACAUAGACCGAAAAAGCCCUGUUGUAAGGUGUAGCUCUUCAAAUUCCCCAUCCUCUCGAAGUCUGAAACUUCUAACAAGCAAUCAGCCUAAGCAUAACACAACUCCUACAAAAGGUUUUGUUUCUCCAAGCUCAAGAGUACUUGGAUUCAAAAGCUCAAAGAAAAAUUUGAUUUCAGAAAUGACCAAAGAGUCCAUGCCCUCUCCUAAAGAAAGCGUUUACCCUGCGCUUAUGAACUGCACAACCCCAGUUGAUGUCAUCCUUCCUCAGAUUACAUCUCUUGCAUGGGCCAGAGGGCUUGGGCAGCUCAUACGUGCAAAGAACAUAAAGACAAUUGGUGAUCUAAGCACGCUCACACCCCCAGAGAUCAAGACUCUGCCCAUCCGAUCUCCUAAAGUCUCUACGGUGAAAAAAGCUCUUAGAGUUUAUCAUGAGCAGCAGACCAAAGUCAAAGGGUUUGAUGAAUUUGCUGUUCUUGACGAGACUGAAAAACCUUUAAGUAUUCUUGAUGAAAAAAACACUUCCAUAGAAGAAGAGAAACUUGCAACAGACUUGGCUGAACUGCCUACUGGUGCUAUGGACGCUGCUCCUUCACCAGACCUGCAGUCCCAGAUCGCUGCACUUUCUCUCCAAUUCUCCUCUGAGGGCCUCUGUAAAUACUCGGCCAGCCAGCUCUUCGACAUGCAGGAGAAGCUUGGAAGCAUGUCCAACUGCAUCAUUCGACAUUUGCAGUCACGAUGGAGGUCUCCAUCUCAUGAAAACUCUAUAUAACAGACUUUCCUGAUUAAAGGACUCCUUUUAUUCCAGUUUCCUGAGAAGGUUCAUUUUACAAAAGCAUUUGGUGAUAGAUGUAGAUUUUACAAAGCAUCCUGUUGGUCAUAUGCUUGCAUUUCUUUUAGUUCCAUUGCUUCUAUAUGAUGCUUAUGGCUAGGAGUUUGAACAGAAGAUAACUUAAGAGGGAAAACUAUUUUCUUGCUGCUGUUUUUCUAAGCAUCUUACCUGAUGCAGAAGUGAAUUUCUCAGGUGUAGAGAUACUCCACAGCCUGCAGCCACACAUCAGUACCUGCGUUCACUUCACAUCGACUACUGCUGAUGCUUUUUGGUUGCUUGUGUUGUGAAAUAUGCAAUUGUGCACUGCACUUGUGCAAAUAUAUGCUUUUAUUUCAAGUUCCUACAUCAGGACUGCGUUACAUUUAAGGUAACUAAAUGUUCUACUGAUAAUGUUUCAGCUUAAUUAAAGCAUAUAUCUGCAACAGAGUAGUGUUCUAAAUGUGUGAUUCCAACUGAACCCAAGAUCCAAUGCUACAUACAUCAGUAACUACCACCUACUAAUGUAAAUGAACUAUGUGGUUUGUGUAUAAAAAGUUUGUAUUGCGAUUGCUAAUUUGAAAUUUUGGGAUGGCUACAGAAUAAUUUUUACAAGAUUUGCCAUAAAUAUGCUCUUACGAGCUUGAUGUACUGCAAUAUUCAUUUUGGAGCAAAUUUUCUAAGCAGCACUUCUGCCCAGACUAGUUUUAUAGACAUUCACUGUUGGCCUGCCAUUGUAGUUUUAUAAUAUUCUUGGGAAGUAGGCAUUCAGAUAUUGCAUAUUAUGUAUAUAUAAAGUGCACUGUAAGCAACUUAACUUUCCAGUUAGUAAUACACAUUGUAUAUAUAAAUUAAUGGUCACUUAUACACAAGCUUCUUAUUGUCAUUUUCUGAAAAUGUUUUAGAUUUGUAAAAUAAAAAGUAUUAAAGUGA